Molecule: messenger RNA, 1413 nt
Organism: Balaenoptera acutorostrata (minke whale)
Lineage: Eukaryota; Metazoa; Chordata; Mammalia; Artiodactyla; Balaenopteridae
Gene: MUC12
Product: mucin 12, cell surface associated
Exons: 13
Coding region: 1-1413 (470 amino acids)
Source: RefSeq, a predicted model, not a curated record
AUGACCGUCCUCAAAGGGAACGUCGAGAUUGGAGGACCCAUUUUCUCAGGGGAAUCCACCGUCUCUUCUGAGGGUUCCCACACCACAGCCACUGGGAGUUCCACCACCACUUCUAAAUGGUCUGAAUCCACAGUCUUUUCUGAGGGUUCCCACACCACAGGCGCUGCAAGUUUAACCACCACUUCCGGCGCUGCAAGUUUAACCACCACUUCCAGUUGGUCUGAAUCCACAGUCUCCUCUGAGGGUUCCCUCACCACAGGCUCUGGGAGUUCCACCACCAUGUCUGGUUGGUCUGAAUCCACACUCUCUUAUGAGGGUUCCCCAACCACAGGGCCUGGGAAUUCCACUACCACUUCUGGGCAGUGCUACAAUGGGGCCACUUGGAACGGAGAAAAAUGUGCCUGUACCCAAGGCUACUUUGGUUACCAGUGUCAAUCCCCCUUGGGAUACUUCUUCAUAGAAACCCCGACAAAAAUCAAUGCCACUGUAGAAUUGAGAGUGAAAGUAACUAACAGAAAUUUCACAAAAGACCUAAAUAACAUAUCCUCCCAUACAUACCAGAAUUUUGUUCAACUAUUCAAGAGUCAGAUGGAUAAAUCUUACAGGAGCAAAGACUUUCCACAAUACAGAGGCGUGAUCAUUAGGAAACUACUCAACGGCAGCGUCAUGGUGGAACAUGAAGUCGUCAUGGAGGCAGACUUCACUUCAGAGUUUCAGGAGCUGUUUGCAAACCUCACUAAGAUCAUAAAGGCCAAGGUUAUGAAUGAGACCGGAAAGCUACUCAGUGAUUGUAAAGCCUGCGAAAACAUCUCACGCCUGUGCUACAGUGAGAAGGACACCUUCGUGAAUGAGACCGUGAAGCUCGGCUUUGACCUGCAAGAGCAAUGCACUCGGAAUGCUGCGAAGGAAUUCGCCCAAUUCUACUAUGUGGAUGAUCUGGAUGGGAAGCUGGCCUGUGUGACCAAGUGCACCCCGGGGACGAAGUCACAAAUGAACUGUCACCACGGCAGGUGCCAGCUUCAACAAAGUGGCCCCCAUUGCCUGUGCCUGAACUCGGACACGCACUGGCACUGGGGAGAAAGCUGUGAAUUUAGCACCAGCAAGAGCAUGGUGUAUGGGAUCGUAGGGGCCAUGGUGGUGCUACUGGUGGUCUCGGUGGUGGUCCUGGCCAUCUUACUCAGCCAAUCCCAGAGAAAACUGCACAGGCAAGAGAACAACCUGUCUCGAGACUGGCAAGAAGAAGAUGUCCCUGGCAAUUUCCAGAACACAGGCGUCUGGGAAGGUCAGAAUCUGCAGGGGGACACGUUUGGCCUUGAAAAUGUCUACAGACACUUCCAGCCUUCCCUGCAGAAUGUGGACCCCACCACAGAGCUCCACAUUCAGAGGCCCACGGUGGUGACAACUGCUCAGUGA